This is a messenger RNA of Cylindrotheca closterium, 1347 nucleotides long. The record is from the annotation of a GenBank genome assembly. NCBI's taxonomy places the organism in Eukaryota, Bacillariophyta, Bacillariophyceae, Bacillariales, Bacillariaceae.
AUGGCAAAAACAAAAUACACCAAAACGAGCAAUUCUCACGAUGAUGCACCUUUGUCUCCUUCAAGAAACAAACAAAACCACAGCAGCGCCGAUCGCAAGGCAACCAUGGGUGCUACAAAGCCAACAAAGACAGUGAUUCGGGUCUCCAAACGACGCAGGAAACCCAAGAGAUACCACAUCGAAGAUGACGCUCCAAGCAAGACAGAUGCUUUGCCUCACUCACCUCGUCAAUCUUCACAUCAAGCAAAGAGUGCCAUCGUUACUCCCGCCAAACAUAAACCUAAGACUACAGCGGAAAUUGCAAAAAACAAAACUGCAAAGACCACCUUACCUUUUGUGGACGAUAUGGCACGAGAGAUGGUAACAACUGAUGAUGAAUGUGAACCAGAGGAAGCACCACAAGAUGACAGAAAACCGUCUGCAACCCCCAAACUCAAAAAGGAUGCGAAACUUAACAAUCCCAAACGCAACAUUGAUGACAGUUCUGAUACUGACACUUCUGAUGACGACGAUGGCUUUCUGUCAUUUGACAUCAGAGAACCUGCAGCUGCUCUUGCAAUAACCAAGUCCAAAAGAGCUAGACACAACCACAAUGCUGGGCUUUCUCUUGCCGAGGAUCUGGUCCAUGCAAAAGAAAUUGGUGGGGACAAGCAACCCUUCCUACGCAAGCAUCUACGCAAAAUUGAAAUGCUUCAUCCAAAUCGCGUUGUAACUGCAUGUGUCGGAGACGUACCAGGAACUGUCGUUCUGAUCUGCCUACUUCCAAAGGACACCAAUCGCUCCCCCCCCAUCCAAGUUACAUUGGACAAGAUCUUAAACAAUGAAUCUGCUUUAAAACAAUUCCAACGGCACUGUAAGGUUCACAUGAUUCCUAAUAUGUGUGACGAAACAAAUCCAAUGAUCCCAAAAGCUUGCGGAAGAACAGGAGACUACUUCCAAGGAAAGCCAUGGCCGUUGCUCCUGUGCAUAAGACAGAAGAGAUGGACAUCGCAAGAACUGACAGAAUGGGCAGAGACAAUUGCACGUGCCCUUACAGCAGUCAGUGACGAUCAGUGCAGGUAUCUUCUUCCUCUGGCCUAUGCAGGCGACAUCACACCCAAGAUCAAGCAACCCUUGAGCUACUACAUCACGGUUCCGGACGUUCUUGAAGCCCUAAAGCUGUACUACUUUCCAAAUACGGACAUAAACACUAUCCUUGCACGAGAAGACAUCGGAGUCUACCUUGACCCAAGAUCCCUAAAGCUUGCCAGAGACGCAGCAAAGAGAGGACAAGGUAACGGUGUCUCGUACACCUACAACGAAGCAUUGGACCCAAAUAAUCCAGCAUAUUCGUACUUCCAUGACUAG